GUAGUGCGCAGUCGCAGGUUGGGAUCAGGCAGAAGCAUAGUCGAGAACAAGCCAAGGUCGAUAAUGAGCAGUCACAGGCUGGGAUCAGGCAGAAGCAUAGUCAAGAACAAGCCAAGGUCGGUAAUGAGCAGUUGCAGGUUGGGAUCAGGCAGAAGCGUAGUCGAGAACAAGCCAAGGUCGGUAAUGAGCAGUCACAGGUUGGGAUCAGACAGAAGCGUAGUCGAGGAACAAGCCAAGGUCAGUAAUGAGCAGUCACAUGUUGGGAUCAGGCAGAAGCGUAAUCGAGGAACAAGCCAAGGUCGGUAAUGAGCAGUCACAGGUUGGGAUCAGGCAGAAGCGUAGUUGAGGAACAAGCCAAGGUCGGUAAUGAGCAGUCACAGGUUGGGAUCAGGCAGAAGCGUAGUUGAGGAACAAGCCAAGGUCGGUAAUGAGCAGUCACAGGUUGGGAUCAGGCAGAAGCAUAGUCAAGGAACAAGCCAAGGUCGGUAAUGAGCAGUCACAGGUUGGGAUCAGGCAGA
Molecule: messenger RNA, 518 nt
Organism: Staurois parvus
Lineage: Eukaryota; Metazoa; Chordata; Amphibia; Anura; Ranidae
Source: the annotation of a GenBank genome assembly